Molecule: messenger RNA, 831 nt
Organism: Humulus lupulus (European hop)
Lineage: Eukaryota; Viridiplantae; Streptophyta; Magnoliopsida; Rosales; Cannabaceae
Product: potassium transporter 4-like
Exons: 3
Coding region: 1-432 (143 amino acids)
Biological process (GO): cell tip growth; potassium ion transmembrane transport
Cellular component (GO): membrane
Molecular function (GO): potassium ion transmembrane transporter activity
Source: RefSeq, a predicted model, not a curated record
AUGAUUGGUCAGGAGGCUAAGACGCUAUUUGAUCUACACAUGUUCUACAUCUACAAAAAGUUUUUGUUUCAUUUUGAUUCAUUUCAAUUCAAUUCAUUUUCAGGUGGGACCUUUGCUCUUUACUCACUGCUUUGCCGCCAUGCUAAGUUUAGUUUGCUUCCCAACCAGCAAGCAGCUGAUGAAGAGCUCACUGCCUAUAAAUAUGGUCCAUCUUCUCAGCAUGCUAGUUCCUCUCCCUUGAAGAGAUUUUUGGAGAAGCAUAAAAGGUUAAGGACUGCCCUUUUAGUUGUUGUGCUGUUUGGAGAUUGCAUGGUCAUUGGUGAUGGUGUCCUUACUCCUGCUAUCUCAGUUCUAUCUUCGGUUUCGGGGCUUGAAGUUACAGAAAAGAAAUUAACUAGUGGUAAGUUGUCAUGUUUUGCUAUAUUCACCUAACGCGCCGGCAAAAGUCAACGUGAAAUUAAUGUGGUGCGUGUUUUCAAGGAGGUAGGUGGCCGGACUUUUGCCGACGCGUAUCGUUGCGUCGACAAAAGUCUAAAAAUGCGUCGGUAAAGGCAUGCUUAUUUAAAUGGCGUCGUUUUGAACUAGGGUUUCUCUGAUAGACUUUUGCCGGCGCAACGAAACACGCCGGCAAAAGAUAACGAUAUAUCUCAGCCGCUCGAGCCUUCUUCCCCAUUUUUUUCAAUUUCUCAAUUUUUUUCUCAUCUUCACCAUUUUCCUCUCUUCUUCAACGGCACCACCCCUCAUGUUCCCUCUCAAGGUAAGCUUAAGGUAAGUUAUUUUAUUUUCCCCAUUGUUUGUUUGUUUUGCCCAUGAAUUUUCCCUCUCAUUCCU